Cladocopium goreaui is the source of this 1707-nucleotide messenger RNA. The record is from the annotation of a GenBank genome assembly. Lineage: Eukaryota; Dinophyceae; Suessiales; Symbiodiniaceae.
AUGACCAGGCACUACCCUCCAGAAGGUGGUGCGGCACAUGACCGGGGUGAUGAACAUCUUGAAACGGUGGGUGAUAUUGGCCAGCAUGGUUUUUCCGAUGAAGCCUAUCACAAUAAUCCCGAUGAUGCAGAAGAUCACCAACCACAAGUUGAGGAAACUUUAGUGGAUGCACCGGAUUGUCCCCCCAAUCCACCAUCCAAAUCCCCCAAGAAGGAUGAACCCAAACCAUCACUUGAAGUCGAUGCACCGGGUUGUGACCCAAAGCCAACCGCCAGCAAGGCUGGGGGCCCUGCUCCAGAAGGUCUUGUGGCCACUCCUUGCCGCAAUACACCGACGGUUGGUGGUGCUUCCCCAGGGUCAACUGAUUUGGGAACCCCAAGCUCAAUGGAUUCAAUUGGUGAUAAAUCUGCGGAAACCCCCAUCCCUGGUGAACUGAGAUUGUCCGAGAAUGCCAUCAAUCUGAGACUUCACAGGGUGAUGAAGCUUGAUUCCAAAGGCAAUUCCAGGGUUGGCGAUGAGAUCCGUAAGCAAUUUCAUUGCAAGAAGGGCAAGCUUCGGUUGCAGCAAAUUUUCCAGAGUUGCGGUUUCAACCCGGACGUAUUCUGUGAAGAGCUGGAACUGGUCCAAGAGGAUCUGCUGGCGAAUGACCUGGUAAUCGAGGGGGAGUUCAUGAGUGAAGAGACAAUGAAAACUGAAUGGAAAUGGUCCCAGCGUGAUCGAUACGAGGACCUUGUCUUGUACUGGGCUGAAACAGCCGUCAAGGAGGGUGCUGACCUGUCUGCCUAUGAUGCCCCUGUUUGUUUGGGUGGACCCGCUGAUAAAAGGAUCCGUGACUUCACCCCACAGAUGGGGAAGAAGGAUGCUUUGAACAUAGGUUCUGAGGGUUCGGAUUUGGAGAUGAGCCCAGCAGAGUGCAAAGCUCGGGAAGCCGAGUCCCGGGCACAGGUGGAGCGAAAGAAAGCAGGGUUGCCUGAGUUGGAGGUGGAUCAAUUACCUUCCACCAUCGCAACCAAAAUGAUGACAUGUCUCUCCAAGCGCAUGAGCAAAUUGGAGAAGGGUCUUGAGCGAUUUGGUGAUGGUGCUACCCUGUCGAUGAAGGAGAAGAUGGAGAAAGUGAUGGCCGACCUCAAAGAUCAUUCCAGUGAAAUUGACAAGAUUUACACGUUGGGUGUUGUGGACGGUCGCUUGAAAUUGCCAGAUGAAACCUGGGUCGCGGCCAUGCGCUUGUGGUUGCUGUAUCUCCCAUGCGAAGAAACAAAACGAUAUGUCGGUAAUUUUCUGUCUGUUUACCGGGUGCGGCCCACCAACGUCGAAGAAGGCAAUAGCGACCACAGUGGCGUAGAUGAAGCUUUGGUGGUCACGCCUGCCACCUUGCCUGUAGCUAUGCAAACGUCGUUUCGGCAAACUGGCAAGCGCGCUGCGAAUCCAAAGCGUGGUGAUGCAGCUGCUAUGGAUGAUCCCGUGCUUGCGAGUUAUGAAGAAGCAGCACAGCAAGCUGAAGCCGCUUGGCAAGCCCCGCCCGCUGCAGGUCCUGUUCCAGGCAGAAAUCCAUAUGAAGCACAGGCAUCGGCCGAUACCCGAAAAAAAAUUGAAGACGUUAGGCAAGCGCAGGCAAACGCCGACGCCGCAAGCAACAGCACCGACCGUCGGAUCCUGGCAAGCGGUUGCUCAGGAUACCGUGCAGAAAGUGGAUCAGUUCCUCGUUGA